CUGUGCCCACCCUGCCCGUCCUUCCCGUCCUUCCCCCCCCGCCCGGUGCAGCCCCGGUCUCAGGCGGUGCGUUGGCAGGCGGGGUCCUGCGGGACACCGGGAGCACGCGGCAGUGGCGGCGGGGCCAUGGGCGGGGUGGAGAAGAAGAAGUACGAGCGCGGCGCGGCCACCAACUACAUCACCCGCAACCGGGCCCGCAAGAAGCUGCAGCUCAGCCUCCCCGACUUCAGGCGCCUCUGCAUCCUGAAGGGGAUUUACCCCCAUGAGCCCAAGCACAAGAAGAAAGUGAACAAAGGCUCCACAGCCCCCAGGACCUUUUACCUCCUCAAGGACAUCAAAUUCCUCCUCCACGAGCCCAUCGUCAACAAAUUCCGGGAAUAUAAGGUGUUUGUCCGGAAGCUCCGGAAGGCGUAUGGGAAGAGUGAGUGGAGCACUGUUGACCGUCUGAAGGACAACAAACCCACCUACAAGCUCGACCACAUCGUGAAAGAGAGGUACCCCACGUUCAUCGAUGCCCUACGGGACCUGGAUGAUGCCCUCUCCAUGUGCUUCCUCUUCUCCACCUUCCCACGGACGGGCAAGUGCCACGUCCAGACCAUCCAGCUCUGCCGGCGCCUGGCCCUGGAAUUCCUCAACUACAUCAUUGCCUCCCGCUCCCUGCGCAAGGUCUUCCUCUCCAUCAAGGGCAUCUACUACCAGGCAGAGGUGCUGGGGCAGACUGUCACCUGGAUCACUCCUUACACCUUUGCCCAUGAUCACCCCACAGACGUGGAUUACCGUGUGAUGGCCACGUUCACCGAGUUCUACACCACCCUCCUGGGCUUCGUCAACUUUCGCCUCUACCAGUCCCUCAACCUGCUCUACCCCCCCAAGCUCGAGGUCCAGGCUGAUGCUGAGCUGAAGCCAGCGGAGGGCAAGGAAUAUGCCAUGGAUUCAGAGAGCUACCUGGAGAAACUGUCAGCUCUGAGUGCCAGCCUAGCCCGGGUGGUGCCACCAACUCACGAGGACGAGGUUGAGAUAGAUGAGUUCCCAGUGGAGGGGGAGGUAGCAGAGCAGAUGGAUGAAAGGAAGAAGGAGCAGGAGGCCCUGGAGAAGCACAAGAAGCUCUUUGAAGGGCUUCGCUUCUUCCUCAACAGGGAGGUGCCUCGGGAGCCAUUGGCCUUUGUCAUCAGGUGCUUUGGUGGCCAGGUCUCCUGGGACAAGUCACUGUGCAUCGGGGCCACCUACGAUGUCACUGACCCCUCCAUCACCCACCAGAUUGUCGACCGACCCCGGGUGCAGCAGCAGGUUGUGGGCAGGUACUACCUGCAGCCUCAGUGGGUCUUUGACUCCGUCAAUGCCAAGCUCUGCCUCCCCGUGGCUGACUAUUUCCCUGGUGUCCUGCUGCCACCCCACCUCUCACCCUUUGUGACAGAGCAGGAAGGGGACUACAUCCCCCCUGAGAAGCUGAAGCUGCUGGCAAUGCAGAGGGGAGAGAACCCUGGUGAAGAGAGUGAGGAGGAAGAGGAGGAAGAAGAGGAGGAGGAGGAUGACAAUGACAAGGAAGAGGAGGAGGAGGAUGAGUCUGAAAAAGAAGAGGAGAUGAAAUUAAAGAAGAUGGAAGAGCAGAAGACCCAGAGCAAUAAGGCCCUUCCCGUGAAGGUGACAGCUGGCAAGCUGAGGCUGGAGGACAAGGAACGCCUGGAGCAGGAGCAGCAAAGCGAGGAGAAACGUCUGGCAAUCAUGAUGAUGAAGAAAAGGGAGAAAUACCUCUACAAGAAGAUCAUGUUUGGCAAGAAACGCAAAGUCCGAGAGGCCAACAAACUGGCUGCCAAGAGGAAAGCCCACGACAGUGCUGUCAAAGAGGAGAAAAAGAAAAGCAAGAAGGCACGACGAGCGUGACGGGGGCCGGGGUACCCCGUGGGGGCUGGCUGCACCCUGCCCACACCAUCCUGCUUGGCUGAAAACCCCUCAGCUUUUGUCUUGGGACAGAAAAAUGAAAUUGAUAAAUUUCCCCUCUGUAAAUACACUUCCAGCUGUGCCUUUCCCUGCCUUCCUCCCAGCCACCCACCCUGGGAUCAGUGUCACAGGGACUGUCCCCUUGGCUGAUGCCACGUCUGCUCUGCAGGAGGAUGUCAGAAAGAGCUCUGGGUUCUUGGAGGUCCCUCUGGGAUCUCUCCUUUUGGGUUUGCAUGGUUUUGGGCAGAGGGGCUCAGUCCCCAUGACAGAGCACAGGAGGUCCCUGGCUCAAUGGGACGUGUUUUGGAGGCAUGGACCACCAUGGUGUCCCCACUGUGGUGGAGAGGGACCCAUGGCAACUGGGGAGCCCAUCCUCUGCUCAACCCUCCCCAUGGACCCUGCUUCUCUGUGAAGUUUAUUUGUAAUUAAAGGUGACAUUUCUGGGGACACGUGGCUGUUCCCUUCCAGA
This is a messenger RNA of Calypte anna (Anna's hummingbird), 2407 nucleotides long. It is a transcript of the gene PES1, whose product is annotated as pescadillo ribosomal biogenesis factor 1. Gene Ontology annotation, molecular function: RNA binding. Bases 127 to 1881 code for a protein of 584 amino acids. Lineage: Eukaryota; Metazoa; Chordata; Aves; Apodiformes; Trochilidae. Gene Ontology annotation, biological process: maturation of LSU-rRNA from tricistronic rRNA transcript (SSU-rRNA, 5.8S rRNA, LSU-rRNA); ribosome biogenesis. Gene Ontology annotation, cellular component: nucleolus; PeBoW complex. The transcript is spliced from 15 exons. The record is from RefSeq and is a predicted model, not a curated record.